This is a messenger RNA of Closterium sp. NIES-67, 3215 nucleotides long. NCBI's taxonomy places the organism in Eukaryota, Viridiplantae, Streptophyta, Zygnematophyceae, Desmidiales, Closteriaceae. The record is from the annotation of a GenBank genome assembly.
UUCCAACACGCGCCUACUAGUAGUUUCACAUGUGUGCCUGCCUAGCUUUCCGCUCCUCCUGAGGUCCUGAUCGCGUGCUGUUCCUCGCAGCCCAGUCUACCAUGGAUUACUGCCAGGCACCCACCUGCAGUGUCAGCCCGUCGCCGCCGUCGCAGUCAUCACCGUCGCCAUCGUCGCCGUCGUCGCGGUCGUCGCCGUCGUCAACGUCGCCGUCGCGGCCGCUCGCGCUCUCACCGCGUCCGAUAGAGACCCUGCCGGAUCAUCUCCUCUGCCUCGUCCUGCGAGCCGCCGCAUCCGACGGCCGUUCCUUCCACCACGCGCUCGUCUGCAAGCGCUGGAACCGCGUGUCGUUAAUCGCCCAGUCCGUAAUCCACUUAGAACCGUGGCGAGAUCUUUCCUUUCCGCCGCUCCUUGCCGCUAUGGCUCGAUUUCCGAGCCUUUCAGGCUUGGAGCUACCGAUCCGCAGCCUCGGGGACGGACUAGACGACGCGGUUCUGGCUGCGAUCGGCCGCAGCGCGCCGAGCCUAACCCACCUGGAUCUCUCCGAUUUAUCGCCUAGUAUCACUGUUCACCGUGAUGGGCUCCAUGCGCUCUUCCUUUCCUGUACCCGCUUACAGCAGAUCCGAUUAUAUUUCCCCUUCGAUGAAACAUACCUCACUACACUGCCGUCGUCUUUCCUCAAUCUCCCUCGUCUACAGGCCAUAGAUAUUUGUUCCAACGUCCUUCUAGGGAACGCCCUCCCGGAAGACCUUGGCUUACCGCACUUUCCGCUCACCUCCUCCCUGACGCCUUUAAAGCUGGAAUGCGGCCGUAAUGAGAUUAGUCUUCCCGAGAGCUUCGGCCUGCUAUAGAAUCUAAAGGAGUUGUCGCUUCUCUGCCGCGAUCUGCGGCCCCUCCCGUCGACUUUCAUGCGUUUGUACGCGUUACAAGCCCUCAGCCUGGCGUGCAACCAGCCCUUUCCUCCCUGCCUCUACCGCGUCGCUCACGUCGCUAACGCUCCUGGACAUACGCGAUAUUGAGUGCCAGGACAUCCCAGAGCGCUCUGUGCGUCAGCCUCUGAGGUCCCCACAGUCGAGGUGACUUUUGAGGCGACUCAAAAGUCGCUCUGUGCGUCAGCCUCUGAGGUCCCCACACUCCUCUCUCAACCAAGCCUGGACCUCCCUCAUCUUCGCAUGAUGAAUCUGGGGUCUGGCACCGCCGCCGCGACUUCUCUAACCUCCCCACAACCCUCUCUCACAUCCUCAAAUCCCCCUCCCGUAACCCCGUCACCUCCCCUCCUCUCUCCUCCCCUCCUCUCUCAUCCCCUCCUCUCUCCUCCCCUCCUCUCUCCUACCCUCCUCACUCCCCCUCUCCGCACGCUCAGACUGACCAACGCUUCCAUCACGUCUCUCCCCUCUUCCCUCCCUCGCCUCUUCCCUCCCUCGCCUCUUCUCUCUCGAAAUUCUUCAUCUGGAGCUCUGCCACUCGCUCACCUCUCUGCUGCCUCUGACGUCAGAUGACUCACGGCACACGUCAGAUGACCCACUUGACACGUCAUCAGGUGGAAUGUACAGCUCAGGAGCACACGCCUCUCACCUCCUCCCCUCCACCCUCCACCUACCCUCCCAUCUUCAAUCUCUCCUCCCUCCGUCAUCUCCACAUAGAUUCCCCCUGCCUCACAUCCCUUCCCUCCUCCCUCUUCCUCCUCCCCUCGCUGCAGCACCUCCACGUGUCAGGCCACCAUUGGCUGUCAGAGCUCCCCUCUGAUUGCUUCUCGGGCCCCCUCUCCUCCUCCCUCACUCACUUACACCUCGACCAGUGCCGUGUGUUGACCUCCCUCCCCCACUCGCUCCCCCUCCUCUCCGCUCUCCGCUCUCCGCUCUCUGGAGUUGGAGCAGUGUGAUUCUCUCUCUUAUCUUCCUCUGGGCCCUCCUGAACCGGAAGUGUUAGCAGGAGGGCAACCAGCAGCGCAACCAGCAGCGGCAGCAGCAGGGCCAGAAGCAGCAGCAGUAGCAGCAUUAGAAGCAGCAGCAGCACCGGCGCUACCACCACCAGGUACUACCACCUGUAUCACCUCGCUCCUUUCACUCCAACGCCUCAUCCUGAGGCGCUGCGACUGCCUCACAUGUCUUCCUAUCAGCAUCUGCCACGUGUCCAGCCUCACUGACCAGCAAAUCCACCGCUGCCAAUGGUUCACUCGCUGCUCCCCUCCUCGAACACGCUUAACCCGCCCAACCAUCACACUCUCACCCCUCCUAAUCCUCCCACUCUCACCCCUCCUAAUCCUCCCACUCUCACCCCUCCUAAUCCUCACACUCUCACCCCUCCUAAUCCUCCCACUCUCACCCCUCCUAAUCCUCCCACUCUCACCCCUCCUAAUCCUCCCACUCUCACCCCUCCUAAUCCUCCCACGCUCACCCCUCCUAAUCCUCCCACUCUCACCCCUACUAAUCCUCCCACUCUCACCCCUCCUAAUCCUCCCACUCUCACCCCUCCUAAUCCUCCCCCUUUCACCCCUCCCGAUUCCCCUCUCAAACCUCACACAACCACCAAACCCUCUCCCUCUCCCUUCUCUCCUCGGCCUUCUCUCGCCUCCCUCCUCUCCCUCCGCAUCCUUUACAUCACCGAAUGCCCGCGCCUCCUCUCCCUCCCUCCAGACAUAGGCUCCCUUCCGAGCCUUCAGGAGCUUGGGCUGUGGUUCUGUAACCGGUUACAGCCGCUGCCGCCCGGUGUUACUGACUUGAAAUCACUGGAUCGGUUGGUGGUGAAGGGGUGUGCGAGGGUGGGACAGGUGCCGGAAGGAGUGGUGAGGAUGGAUAGGAUACGGGCGCUGGAGUGGGAAGAGGGGGAGGAGGGGGAGGACAGGGAGGACGGGGAGGAGGGGGAGGAGGGGGAGGAGGGGGAGGACGGGGAGGAAGAGGGGGAAGAGGGGGAAGAGGAGGAAGAUGAAGAAGAGGAGGAAGAGGGGGAAAACGAUUAAGAGGACAUCGGGUUGAAGCGGCCUUUUUACAUCGAGUGUCGGCCUGCAAGCACUGCAGAGAGUUGAUUGUGCCUAGUUUUGUGGGUGGUUGCGAGUGUGCAGUGAACCAUGGAACUGUGCCUUCAUACCUAGUAGCAUUUGAGUCGACUCUAGCAGACUCAUUACACGCGGUUUUGAGUCGACUCAAGCGUGAACCGUAGAAUUGUGCCUUCAUACCAGCAUAGCAAGCAAUAUUGUACAUACGGAAUUGCAUUCA